This is a messenger RNA of Symbiodinium necroappetens, 504 nucleotides long. NCBI's taxonomy places the organism in Eukaryota, Dinophyceae, Suessiales, Symbiodiniaceae. The record is from the annotation of a GenBank genome assembly.
AUGAAAGUGCUUCACUACUGUAGCAUCGCCUUUGAGGUCGUCAAGAAGGUCCCCGUCCUUGGGAGAGUGGCGGAAGUGGCGACCUCCUCCCUGGCUGGCUGCUUCCGGGGCUUCAGCGGCGGCUGGGCCGCCAGUGGCCUGGAGAAGUGCCAGCGACCUUCCAAGCUCUUGAAGCUCUAUGAGUUCGAAGGCUGCCCUUUUUGCCGAAAUGUGCGAGAGACCAUUUCCGUCCUCGCCCUGGAUGUAGAGAUCUACCCCUGCCCUCGAUCGACUCUCAAAGCCUACGGCGUCGUCGAGAACUCGCGCUUCAGGGAGGAAGUCACGAAGUUGGGAGGCAAGCAGAUGUACCCCUUCCUCGUGGACGAGAACACGGGAGUUCGCAUGAACGAGUCUGCCAAGAUUACUGCCUACCUUUGGAAGACCUACGGAUCCGAGGCGACCGAGCCUUGGACCUACUGGCUGGGGCGGAAGCUGGCCUUUCCUCCCUUGACGCUUUCCUGCUGA